This is a messenger RNA of Rubroshorea leprosula, 475 nucleotides long. NCBI's taxonomy places the organism in Eukaryota, Viridiplantae, Streptophyta, Magnoliopsida, Malvales, Dipterocarpaceae. The record is from the annotation of a GenBank genome assembly.
AAAAUUGUGAUAAAAAUUUACAUCCUCGCACCGGAAGAAUAGGUUGCCAACAGUUAGCCUGGCAACAAUGGCGAAAAACGCGCCUCCGUUGAACGACAUGAUGGCAAGCAUCAAGAGGUAUCCGAUUGCGGAGUUGGCUCCAAAAAGCAUAGCCAAAUGCGACUUUAGCGAGCUUGAAGCAGAGGGUUCUGGGGAGAAGAGGGGUGGCGGCGGAGAUGGGGUUGGUGGAGAUGAGGGAUUUGAAGCAGAUUCAACGAUCUUCCAUGUAUUCCCACCAGUGGACCUUGAUGCCACGUUGAAGCCACGUUGGAGCCAUGUUGGAGCCACCUUGAAGCCACUUGGAUGUCAAAUGCCACGCAAGCCAUUACACUAACGGCGUGACAGAGCUCAGUUAGUAGAUGGGCUAAUUUGCUCCUUACUUGGGGUUUGAGGGCUUGUCUGCCACCUUUUUUGUUCAGGGGCUUAUCACUUACUU